UCGAGUACGGUGUUCGAAAAAUGACACGCAAUAGCGACGAGCCAAUAAAAAACGACGCGCAAAAACAAGAGUUUUGUAAAUCGAGUGCAAAACAUUCAUCUACUUUCGUGUAACUUGAUUCUUGUAUUGAAUGUGUCCAGAUGAUUUUGUGUUAGUGAUAUUGCAAGACUAGUUUAGAAUCUGAUUGUUUUGGUGUCGUUCCAAGGCAUGACCACGGCGUGACUUCCAUGCCCUGUGUACCUACGGAAGGGCGUGCAGAUUACGUUUACUAUGAAUGGUUUUAUCUCUUUCUAAACUCGAGUAUCUGUGAAUGACCGAGUGUAACAGCGAGCGUACCAAAUUAUGGAUUGAAAAGUGUUUGUUGUUUGUAUUUUGAUAUUUGCACCGCAUUGCUGCGGAGUAAUCGCCGUUAUCUCGGUUGAAGAUCAUAGUGAUUGAAAAUAAGCAGUCAUAUGGCGCCAGGACUAUCUCGAAUACGGAUUAGUUACGCCGUUCGAUUUGUCGAGCGCUUUACUAUUUACGCACUAUUGAAAAGAGAUAGUACGUAUUUUUAGUCGCGUCAACCGAGACUAGUGACUUUCAUAACAGUUCGUAAACAACUUGAAGGUUAUUUGUGUCUGAUGCGGAGGCGCUGACAUGGCUGCGGUUUCUGAGGCUGGCGCCAUCGUGCGUCAGGGCCACCUACGAAAAUUAAAGACGAUGAAAAAGAAGUUUUUCGUUCUACGUGCCGAAACCUCUGACUGUUCUGCUAGACUAGAGUAUUACGAGAGUGAGAAGAAGUUUAGAUCAGGUGCGGCCCCGCGCCGCGUGCUGUCCCUAAAGAGCUGUUACAACAUAACUAGAAGAUUGGACUUGAAGCAGAAGCAUGUUAUUGCUCUUUUCACUCGAGAGGAGCAGCUGUGUAUAGUAGCAGAGAAUGAGCAAGACUUGCAUGCAUGGUUGGCUGCUAUACUCAAAUUAUUCCGAAAUGAUGAUGCAAGUGCGGAACUUCUGCAUCCCAUACAACACGUAUGGCAAGUGAACGUUCAGAAGAAGGGUCUGGGCGCGUCCAAGAGCAUCCAAGGUUUAUAUAACCUGUGUCUCACAGACAAGACUUUAACCCUGGUUAAGAUCAAAAGCCACAAUAACAUCAUCAGCGACCUGGUCAUACCGGAACGCGUGGAGUACUCUCUGAAGAAUAUUAGACGAUGUGGCGAUUCGGAAUGUUUCUUCUAUAUGGAAGUGGGGCGGCAGACGUCGACAGGUGCCGGAGAGUUGUGGAUGCAUUCAGACGACUCUAACAUCGCGCAGAGCAUGCAUUCAACUAUAUAUCAUGCGAUGAUGAACUGUGCGAAAGAGUCUGAGAAUGAAAAGGAUCAUAUUGUGAUACCUGGUAAAAGUUCUUUGCUGGAGAGUUCGAACCCACUACCCGCACGAAGGCAAACCUACUCAGAUGGCAGAGGACGCGCUGGACUUUAUAACGACAAAGGCCUCUGCGUGGGCGCGUGUAUACGGCAGUGUGUCUGCGCUUCCGCCACCUACUCCAUUGACGAUUCGGUCGCUGCCGUCCCCACUAACGCAGAAAACCAACCGCCGAAUAACACACUAACGCCCGAAAAGCAGGACCGCCCCGCGCGGCAUAUUAAACACCACCGUACAGUGUCUCUCCCCGCCGGAUGUCCGGUCUUCCAGGAGCCUCUGAAGAUCGCCCACGGCAGAACUAGAUCCGAGCCCCUCACGGGGGACGAAGUAGAUCGGGCUAUCUUAGAGAAAACAGUGAUGCAUUCCUCCUGCAAAACCGUCAAUGGAACGGAUGCGAUCAAGAAGAACCCCUGGUGCAGACGUGCCAGUACCGGCACAAGGUUUUCCAAACUGUCGCCGGCGCAUACCAAGAAUGUAACGACACUUCGUAAUCGUUGUGAGACGAUGCCAUCUAGGGCUUGUUCCUCGUUCGAGUCGGAUCGUCCACAAAUAACGAGGCACACUGAUGUCGUUGACGGUCUGGCUUCAUCACAUGACGAAUUAGAUUCUAUAUCAGAGUGGUAUCGCACCCCGCGAAUACCUGAAGAACCGGACUGCUGCGAAUAUAUGUUGCCUCGGGACUUUAUGAGUAUGCGCACGGGGUCCAUUGCACAUUCUCGAACAUCGUCAAUGGGCGUGGACGACGGCGGUGAUAGAGACGUGGGUGACAUACCUGACGGCUAUUUGCCUAUGGGUCCGCCGCUCGUGUCUUCAUCUGCCUCCGUUUGUAGCGGGACGCCUUCUACGGAUCCACGGUUUAGCGAAUACCAAUUGGAACCGGCGACGUCCCACAUAUCCGAGGAGCGAUCGACGCGCGCGUACAGCGUCGGCAGUCGGCCCGUACGCACGGAGCGCCUCGAGCCCGCUUCGAGACUCCGCGCGUACAGUGCGGGCGCCAGACGACGCCCCGUGCACGCCAGGCCCACGGAUGACCUCAUGGAGAUUGACUUCUCCGCUAAUUCACCACAGUCUAAGUCGACGAUCGCCCGAACGCCGCCGACACACUCAGACAUACCAAAAUCAAAACCCGUCGACGAAUACGUCGACAUGUCCCCCCGCAACGCCGGUUAUGUAGAGAUGAAACCCGGCGAGCCGAUCACUCCCAUCCAGCCUAUCAACCCCAUAUCCUCCCCGAUGAACGCCCUGACCCCCCCGGACGGGUACGUGGAGAUGAGCUAUCGCUCUCGCACUCGCCCCAUAGCUAUAACGAAUCGGCCGUCCUAUUCCUCCCCCGAUUCGGAGAAAGCCUUCCACGGAUCGCAGACCAUUUUCCCCUUUUCCCCCGAUUCCCCCCCGGAAAUCGAGCACGCGUUGAGCACCGUUAGGGAGAUUUCGGAGGAGGGGAGAGACGGAAGAGAAGGAAGAGUUGAAGUCUCCUCUUCGCCUCAGUACGUGACGCUGGCGAGGCCCGAUUGCCUCAACAAUAAUAAGACUGCAAGGAUCGAUGAUAACCGAGAGGGCGGGCGCCUUCACUACGCGGCUCUGGACCUGGAGGCGCGCACUCCCCCGGCCCCUCCCCCUCACCGCCUCUACACGCAGAUCGACUUCGCCCGCAGCGAGACAUACGCCGCCGACGCGCUCUAGCCAGAUGUGUGCACUUUGAAGUCAGCGAUCAGCCCACCGGACGCCUCCGCACGAGAACACGUACACGCGUACGCGUAUACGCAACAAAGGGGAUUAUCAAAUUUUGAUAGGAAAUUUAAGAUCACGUUAACGUCGCCAAAGUGUGUGUUCUACAGUUUCGAUACCUGUAUUACUCAAACUCAAAAGGUCUACCGCCGUAUUCUGAACGUAGACAUUUGUAAAGACUAAAUUGUGAGAUACGUGUUGGAAUACGGGCCCCGUAGAUGAAGCGAGUAAUAAUUGAGAACGUGGCUUGAGCGAUGUUGUACGAAAUCUGGUAAAUCGAAUGUUAUUUUUUUGUUGAUUUUUGAUUUGAAAUAUUAAGUUUUGAUCGAAAUUAAGUUAGACUCGGGUCGCUCGCUUCUGUAUUAAAAUACAUUUAAAUCUUUGACGGCGACGCCCGUCCGGGCCGUCGAAGAUUCGUGUCGCCGACGAAGACCGCACAGUCGAUUCGCUGUCUCGCUCUUCGGCGCCGAACGAGUUCGCGCUUUGCGUCUGUUAAAUAUUUGUAAAAAGUUUAUGUAAUCUAGAUUUUCACACAUAGCUUUCGUACGUAGGAUAUGUAUAUGUAUAUAACGGUUUUAUAUCAAAAAUAUUAAUCGAGCCUUUUAGCCAAUGACGCGCUUCCAUAUAGGAUUUUUAUUAAAGUGUUAAAUAAAAAUAUUUUUCGUAAUGCAUAGUAAAAUACUCAUCAAUAUUUUUGAUAUAAAAUUUUCUCCAGUUGUACCGUGGGAAAUCAAUGGUUAAUGCUAUAUUCGAAUGAAAAAUAUUUUAAAAUACAAAGUGAACCCGACACGCGAUAAGAUAAUAAACGAAUUUCCCGUUUAAGUUUCACAAAUUCGGUUCAAACGUUUGUCGUGUUCACGCAAGCCACGGUUGUGAGUGAGGCCUAAUUAGUUGACAGUUACGUUCCAAAGUACCCAUUGUGUUCGUAACUCUGACCACGAAAUUAACGCGUACAGUACGUACGGUCGCACGUCACGUAUACGUACGCGUACGUUCGAGGCCAUUCUUAUAUAUCGUGUUCUAUAUAGCAAACAAUAUUUAGAAAAAUUAACACAGAUCUUAGUUAUUUUCGUACAGUUUUUGUGAUAAACACUUGGAAAUCAGUCUUCAGUCCGUUAGUUAAACUGUUUAUAACGAGAGUCCCAGUAAUUUCCCGUUUAAUUUCUUAUGAAAAGUGGUGCUCGAUUGUAUUAACGGCUUUCGGUAUAAACAGGUGAACCUGAGCCUGUUCCCCCCCCCCUUCAACCCCCUCAACCCCCUCGUUACCUCAGAGAUACCACCCGUGUUUGACGUGUUUAGUUCCUCGGCGUAUGACGCGUUAUUUAUAACGACGCGUAUACGUAUAGCUUUGUACGCUUCUGUAUUGGAUCGUUCUAGAAGUUAUUAUGAAUAAUUUAAUUUUAAUUACGACGAAAGUAGAAAAUUUUGUUUGGAGUAAAUAUUCCUCUUCAAAUAAAAGGAAUAUCUUUCAAUAAUAGAGUAAAGAAGAGAGUGAGUAAGAGAAAGAAUAAAGUUCAGGCUCAGGUUUCGUAAUGUGUUCAAGAAAUUUGUUUUCAUAUUGACAGUUUACAGUUAGGUGAUGUUGUCUCUGGUUACGUGUUACACUUGUUAUUGCGUGUUUCGUAGUUGAUGGGCGUCUGAUGUGCCGUAUUUACUUGGUUCAUGGCAAAUUGUAUGCCCACUUUGUGAAAAUAAAUCGUCUAAUCUAUGAUUUGAGCCUGUUUAGGUCAACUUUAUACCCACUACGUUUUCCCUAUACCAUUAAUUACUAUAAUAUAUCAGUAAUCACACGUCAAUAAUCUAAUUUUAUUAAAAAUUUAAAAUUUCUACCAGUCGUAAAUUUUGACACGAAUUCUCAGUUUUUGAAAUGGUCAACGUCAAAAUUUACUAGUCACAUUGCUGGUUAGAUUGUAAAGACAAUUAUGCCAGUUAAACAAUUUUAUUACAUUAUAUUAUGUAACAUAAAUAACAUAAUAUUUAAUAUUGAAUUGUUCAAUAGAAACUUAAAUAAAUUUGAUUAUGAAAUCGCAGUUGACGAAGACCACAACAAGUAAAUUAUCAAAACUAAAUGAGUUAAAGUUAAAUUCCAAAUAAUUUAAUACAUUUUUGAAUAAGCCCCUUAAUAUUAAAAUUUCCCCCCCUCUGGGGCGUGGUCCCCCACGUCUGAUUAGAAAAAAACAAUAUUUCCAGAAUAAAAGUCCCUUUAUCCAUUCGGCAGCAACUGCGGCAUAUCUGACGCUUCAGUAAUUAUUAUUAACUAACCCGUAGUCUGUUGUAGCCAUGAUUAGCUCAAUUAAGUAUACAUAAUCUGUCCAUGGGGCACAAUUAGGUACAAUGACGCCAUUUUUGGGAUUUUCAAAGACGCUGAUCUUAGUACAUAUACGUCAAAUUGCAGUUUAUAUAUUUGUUUCUCUUGAGCAGUGUUUCAAUCAAUAAUUCGUUAACGAUCACUAAAUAGAACUAUUUUAUAUAAUAUUCGUAUAAACUAUAUUAUAUACUAGUUUGUAGAAUUUUGAUUAGACUUUAGAGUCGUUCAUUAAAUAUAUCGUACACUCUUUGUGCUCGAUUGAAGAUUGAUUUGACUAAUUUCGUUGCAAAGUCAGCUAAUAUUUCUGCGGGUGUCUUUUUGCUCUCUCGAUUUCAUAUUGAAUGUGCAAUUUUUAUUUAUCUUUUGCGUCAUUGGCACCCUGCGAACUUUGUUUUUUCUUUUUUGUUCUACAACCAAAAUAAUUGGCAUUUGAAAAAAUAAACUGUAUGUGAAGAUUUUUACUUAGGCCACAAUGUUAUAUAUCUAUUUCUGUAUUGUGCUGCAAAUCUUCUUGAUAAAUAAAUAAAUAUUCUCCAAGCCAUUACCAUAUCAAGCCAUGCAGCAAAUUUCGUAUGAAAUAUUCACCAAUAUGUGUGUUCAAUGAUCUUUCACUUCCAAUCUCAAUAACUUAAUUUUUUAUUCACAAUGAAUCGUUUAAUGGCAAUUGUAAUGCAGUAAUAAUGAAAAUUUCUAUUGAUAAGUAUGCUAUUGAGAUUGGCCAUAGGAGCUAUGGUUUUUGUCAAUUUACAAACUAACCCAUCCCACCAUAUAUUUAUACUGUAAAUAUCCUAGAACGACAAAAUCAAUAGCUCUUAGCGAAGGUCCGAGUCGAGGUCGUACGUACGCUUUCGGUGCGCGCAAGUUGACGUACGUGCCUGACUGAGUUAACACCAAAUUUUAUAUAUAAUGUUAUUUAUUGAGGGGAGCGUCUGAUAAAUUCAUUUUAUCCCCUAUCUGGACCUAUUCUGGUCGAUAAACUAGCUUUAAAUUACCCCGAAAGGUAACAUUCACGGCUGCAAAGGUUCGGACCGCGCCCGGGGAUCUGUAUAAAAUUAGAGUCUAAAUUCCUGAUAUUCGAUAUCCCAGAAGUUUGCGUCGCCGUCUCUUGGCGAAUGUUUUAAGCGGUAUUUAGUACAAUUGGGCACAGCCGUUGUUUUUAUACAUGUAGCGUUGUCUGGUGUCUGCGACUUCAACCAGUGUAAUUAUAAUUUGUUCAAAAUACGAGUGGAUAAGACUUAAUUUAAUUUAUUAUUUAAUUUAGGCGUGGCUCGGGCCACGUUCGCACUGAGUCGCAAGGCGUCGGAGUUUUAGCCACCUCGCAAUGAUGUAGUUACAUUUAGGUAUAUAAUAUACAUUUACGAGUAGCGUAUUUACUUUAUUCCACUUAGCUGUAAGGCGCGUCGAGUCGACCCUAGUGUUAAGUGCACCAGAAGGAAGGCGUAAACGAACGGAACCUCCUUUUGCAUUGCGAGUUGUUCGUACGUUCAUAUUUUACAAAGUGUUAUAUAGAGAAAAUAUUUAUUCAUAAGCACAAAUACGUUUUACUCUAAGGGUCACAAAAGCAGAUGAAAAUAUAUUUAGAAAAAAGUAGCGCAUUGCAAAAGGAGCGUUCGGCAACAUUUACAUUGGUGGGAAACGUAUUAUACGACAUCGAAAGCUAGUGUGAAUGCGGCCUUAUUAUCGUAUAUUGUACGAGAAGAAGCUCCACGAGAGACGUCAUGACAAAUGGAGUUUUAUUCUAUACUAGUCCCAUUGCAAGUUUGAUAGGAUUUUGCAUAAAGAUGUUCCUGUAACGGCGUAAAGUUUUUUUUUAAUAUUACGAGUAUAGCAUAGCGAACGUAUAGACGGGAGCCAACCGGCGAGACCGAUCGGGGUCGUUCUGCAAAGGUGCUACUCGUGUUGGUGACGUCAGCUUGCGGCUGAGCCAUAUCACAACGUCCUAGAUCUAGACUAACAUCACUACACUUACGUAUUUUUAGCUUUUGUAACCGACUGCGGCUCUCGCUGAAAUGUUUCUAUCACGUUUAAAGUUUUCUCUCGCAUUUUCGCGGGCUCGCCCGAUGUUAUGUUUUAUAAAUUUCUAAAUCUAAUUUUUCGUACGUUGCGUUUUGUUUACUUUCAUAUUACGAUUAUAUUGUAAAUAAAUAAAAGCUUUGGAUUUGA
Pieris rapae (cabbage white) is the source of this 7600-nucleotide messenger RNA. RefSeq names its product insulin receptor substrate 1 (gene chico). Bases 637 to 3084 code for a protein of 815 amino acids. Gene Ontology annotation, biological process: insulin receptor signaling pathway. Gene Ontology annotation, cellular component: plasma membrane; cytosol. Gene Ontology annotation, molecular function: insulin receptor binding; phosphatidylinositol 3-kinase binding. The record is from RefSeq and is a predicted model, not a curated record. Lineage: Eukaryota; Metazoa; Arthropoda; Insecta; Lepidoptera; Pieridae. The transcript has 13 exons.